UAAUUUCUCGGGACUUUUGAUAUAAAUCCCUCCCAAAAAGGAUACGAAUUAUGUAUUUAAAUAAAUUUUUUCUGUUUUAAUCUUCACUUAUUAUUUGUCAAAGAGAUUGGCAUAAAAUGGCAAAAAUGGGAGUUUUGCUGCUUUCAGCACUUGUGCUGAUAUUUGUGUCCGACAUUCACACAAAACCGACGGUCGCCAAAAGAGAUCGCAACGACUACGAGAAAAACCCGCACCCGAUUGUGUGUUACUUUGGCAGUUGGGCACACUACCACAAGAAUGAGACAUUUGAAAUUGAAGACAUCGAUUACAAUUUAUGCACUCAUAUUAACUAUGGUUUCGCUAAAAUCGAUGAAUACAACUACACAAUACAAAUGUUUGAUCCCUGGCUGGAAGACCAUUUGGAGGAGUACAAGAGAUUCACAGACCUGAGGAAGAAGAACCCACACUUAACGACAAUGAUAUCAUUGGGCGGUUGGUAUGAGGGGUCAGAGAAGUACUCAGAUAUGGUUACCAACGUUCAAAUGAGACAGAGAUUUGUGAAGAGUGCGGUUGAUUUCCUGGUGAAAUACGACUUCGAUGGCCUGGACUUGGAUUGGGAACAUCCGGCCGCCAGAGGCGGCGCGAGUAGUGAUAAAAAGAAUUAUAUUAAACUAUUAGAGGAAUUGAAGGUAGCGUUUGAAGCGCAGGGAUAUCUCUUGACGGCUGCCUUAUCUCCCGGAAAGGGAACAAUUGACCAUGCUUUUAUUGUGCCAAAACUGAAUGAACUGCUGGAUUGGGCAAAUGUGAUGACGUACGACUACCAUGGUGGGUUUGACAACUAUUUGGGACACAACGCACCCAUAUUUCACAGACCGGAAGAGAAUGAAGAGUUAGAGAGAAGUCACCCGGGAAUGGAUUACACGCACUUCACAGUCGACUUUACUGUCAAUUACUUCCUAAGUCUGGGUCUGUCUAAGGAUAAGAUGAUAAUGGGAGUGCCCUUCUAUGGCAGGGGUUGGACUCUUAUGGACGCAGAACACAAUCAUCUUCACGACGAGGCAAAGGGUAUGUCACCCGCGGGUUGGAUAGGGGGUGAACCCGGAGUGUUGGGUUACGACGAGGUU
Medioppia subpectinata is the source of this 1103-nucleotide messenger RNA. The record is from the annotation of a GenBank genome assembly. Lineage: Eukaryota; Metazoa; Arthropoda; Arachnida; Sarcoptiformes; Oppiidae.